AUGGAGUUUUGCACCUUAGACAUCACCGUGGUUGCUGCAUCUGAUCUGAAAGAUGUGAACUUGUUCAUGAAAAUGGCUGUGUAUGUGGAAGUAUACAUUAGCAGUGAACACGAAGAAUCAUCAAAAAGAAAGCGCAAGACUCAUAUGGACAGGAGUGGUGGCUGCUAUCCAGAAUGGAACCACCGGUUCAAGUUCACUGUUGAGAGAACUACCAUGUUCAAAAGUUUCAUCAACUUUCAUCUCAAGGCAGAAUCUGGUCUCGGUGAUAAGGUUGUUGGAGUGGUUUGCAUUCCCCUUAGGGAUCUUCUUGAAGAUUCCAUAGACAACAAAACAUCUCACGAAAUUGAGGCAGAAUAUCAGGUCAUGACACCGGAAGGAAAGGCUAAAGGUAGCCUUAAAAUAUCGUUUAGGUUUGGAGAAAACUCUGUACAGCAGGUUCAGGGUAUUUCAACUGUCAGAAAGAUGAGGGCUUCUGUAUUUCCAGAUAUAUAUCAACCAAGGCUAACAAAUAGAUCUGAUGUUGUUGCUAAUGGCGGUUAUUAUCCGGCACCAUAUGCAUUUUAUUCUCAGCCAGGGAUGGUGCCUGUUCCCCCAGGGUACAGCUAUCCAGGAUAUGGUGGUGGAGAAUAUAUGUAUGAUCUUUAUCCUCAAACCUAUUACUCGCCACCUCUCGGUGGAUAUAGCUAUCCUGCAGGACUGUCAGGACAGCCUGUAGCAUAUGCAUAUAUGCCUGUGCAACAUCCUAAUCCCGUGCAAGAACACUCAUUUCAAAAGAAUAUAAGAUCGGGACCUCGCAGCAUUACUGGGAUGGGACUAAGAGCAGACAUGUGGGGAGGAUUUUUUGUUGGAGAUUCAGUUUCAGAAGCGGGAAAUUUGGCGUUAAAAGAAGUUGCAGUGGCUGACAGUGAGGAAAUAAAUUUUGGAGAAAUAGCAGGCAGUAACAUUAGCUUUCAAAAUGAUGUGAAGGCCAACAUAGAGAACUUGGAAAAUCAAUUGACUCAGUUGGCCUCAUCACUUGCAAAGCUCAAGGCCAAGGAGGAGAAGGCAUUAGAUGGAGAGACGAGUACUACAUCAAACUAA
Messenger RNA from Daucus carota subsp. sativus, 1080 nucleotides. RefSeq names its product protein SRC2. Bases 1 to 1080 code for a protein of 359 amino acids. The record is from RefSeq and is a predicted model, not a curated record. Gene Ontology annotation, biological process: defense response. The transcript has a single exon. Lineage: Eukaryota; Viridiplantae; Streptophyta; Magnoliopsida; Apiales; Apiaceae.